Messenger RNA from Echinops telfairi (small Madagascar hedgehog), 1571 nucleotides. RefSeq names its product cAMP responsive element binding protein 3 (gene CREB3). Gene Ontology annotation, biological process: regulation of transcription by RNA polymerase II. Bases 185 to 1372 code for a protein of 395 amino acids. Gene Ontology annotation, cellular component: nucleus. Lineage: Eukaryota; Metazoa; Chordata; Mammalia; Afrosoricida; Tenrecidae. Gene Ontology annotation, molecular function: RNA polymerase II cis-regulatory region sequence-specific DNA binding; DNA-binding transcription factor activity, RNA polymerase II-specific. The transcript is spliced from 8 exons. The record is from RefSeq and is a predicted model, not a curated record.
UUGGAAGUGGACGAGGCUCGAGUGUGGGAGGCGGUCCGGCCUGAGAGUGAAAGCUGAGGGCGAGGGAGCGCAGAGGGGCCAGAACCGACGUGGGAGACCUUCCACGGGGCGGGGGACCGUGCCUGGGGUUCUGGGAUUGGGUGUGUCCCGGAGUUUCUAUCCAGCUGCCCCGUAGAUAUCCCAUAUGGAGCUGGCACUGAGCCCCGGUGACGAGGACCUGCUGGGUUUUCUAGUGGGGGAAAGCGGAGAUUUGGGGGUGGCGCCCGAGGAGGCCCCUCUGGACUGGGAGUUGCCGCUCUCCGAGGUACUGAGUGAGUGGGAGGUGGAGGAUUUCCUGAAUUCCCUGCUCAGCCCCUCAGCAUCGCCGAACGCCCUCAGCUCCUCCAGCCCGUGCCCGGUGCAUCAUGACCACAAUUACUCCCUCUCACAGGAGCAUGACUCCGGAGAUUUAGGUGAGUCCGUCAUAACUGAAGUUGAUGAGGAAGAAAGGGCGCCUAGCCCUGGCUAUUCACAUUUUCCCUUUGCAGCCAGUGGGAGCUAUCAGGAGGAGGAGGAAGCCCAGGCGAUCCCACUGCAGGGGAUGGAACUCGAAGAGCAGGAGACUGAGAGACUGAUGCUGACAGAUGAAGAGAAGAGGCUCUUGGAGAAGGAUGGCCUUACUCUGCCUGAGACACUUCCUCUCACUAAGAAGGAGGAACAGAUUCUCAAGCGAGUGCGGAGGAAGAUUCGAAACAAAAAGUCUGCUCAAGAGAGUCGCAGGAAGAAGAAGGUGUAUGUGGGGGGCUUAGAGAGCAGGAUCUUGAAGUACACAGCCCAGAACCUGGAGCUACAGAACAAAGUGCAGCUCCUGGAGGAAGAGAACCUGUCCCUUCUGGGUCAGCUGAGGAAACUCCAGGCCAUGGUGAUACAGAUAUCAACCCAAAGCGCCAGCAGUAGCACCUGUGUGCUGGUCCUCCUCUUCUCCUUCUGCCUCCUCCUCACCCCGGCGAUGUACUCCUCCGAGGUAAAGGGGAGCCAGCCAGCCCAGCACGGAGUGCUGUCCCGCCAGCUUCGGUCCCUCCCCAGUGAGGAACAUCCCCAGCUGGAGCUGCUGGCGCUGCCGUCAGAAGGCCCAGAGGACCGCAGAAACCAGUGGUCGGGCAGCUCAGGCCACCUCCUCCAGGCCCCUGGCAACUCUUGCUGCUGCUCAUGUCGAGUGCCUCAGUUUCCCCGUGCAGAGCCUCCCCUAAAGCCGAGCUUCCCUGACCUCUUCUCAGUGCACUCCUGCCUAAAGCCCAUCCUCCUCCUGCAGGUGAAUCUCACCAGAGAGCGGGGAUGGCUCCCUGCCCAUAGCCCCAUCUCUGUCCUCCUGCAGGUCACAUCUGCAGGCUAGGGUGAGGCUGUGGAGUGCCUGCACAGGAGCCCCAUCUGUGUCUAAGUCCAAAGGACCCUGAGCAGGUGGGGCCAGGAAGCCUGAGGCGCAAACACACCAGACUCACUGGCUUUCUGGAACUUUUAAUUUGAUGUGUUCCUAUCAUCCUGUCUGGUGGACUCAGUGGACCCUCCUCGAACAUUUCAUGCAGCGAGGGGGG